AUGUGGCCUCUCGUAGUACUGUGCCUUCUUUUCAAUCCAAUAAAUGCCCAAUUUGCUGAGAUCGCCUCCAUAGCUACAUCUUUACUCGGAUCUGGGCUUGGUCCAGCUCUUGGAGGUGCGGCCGCUGCCGGAUCAGCAGCAGCUCCUGGACUCGGCGCAUUGUCACAGAUCGGACAACUGUAUCAACUCGCACAAGGUGCGCUUCAGUUGACCGGCACUGGUGUUGGCGUUCUCAAUCAAGCGUCAGAAGGCAACUGGUUCCCAGCCGUACUCGAACAGGCUUCUAAGAACACAACUUGUUCUGCUAGCAUGAACGAUUCUCCCAUGUCCAUCAAUCUCCAAUUGUUCUUCCCACCUUACGCCACUCGAUAUGGUUUGGCUAUCUCUUCUCUUAUUGCCCCGCUUUUUACGACUACAAUGCCGAUCCAGAUCAUGUAG
Molecule: messenger RNA, 438 nt
Organism: Strongylus vulgaris
Lineage: Eukaryota; Metazoa; Nematoda; Chromadorea; Rhabditida; Strongylidae
Source: the annotation of a GenBank genome assembly